Messenger RNA from Mobula hypostoma (lesser devil ray), 1577 nucleotides. RefSeq names its product tyrosinase-like. Bases 69 to 1577 code for a protein of 502 amino acids. NCBI's taxonomy places the organism in Eukaryota, Metazoa, Chordata, Chondrichthyes, Myliobatiformes, Myliobatidae. Gene Ontology annotation, molecular function: oxidoreductase activity. The record is from RefSeq and is a predicted model, not a curated record. The transcript is spliced from 4 exons.
UCCAUCCCCUCCUCUCUCCUUCCUCCUCUCUCAUUCUAGUCCCUCAUCCCUCCCUCCCCGCUUCACAAAUGCAGGAGUCGAGCCCCCUCGCCCUCAUCCUCCUCCCACUCUUCCUGCUUCUCUCCCGGCCCCCCACCCCUCUCGCCCAGUUCCCCCGUCCCUGUGCCUCGCUCUCCGCCCUGAACUCGCGUGUCUGCUGUCCCCACUGGCCAGGGGAUGGGUCUCCCUGCGGGGAGCGCAGCGGCCGGGGGUCCUGCAUGCUCCUCCGCCCCCCUCCUCCUUCCACACCCCCCUCCGCGCUCCCCUCGCCCUGGGAUUUCCGGCUGGCCUGGCCCAGCGCUUUCUUUGCCCACGUCUGUGCAUGCCGCCCGCAUUUCUCGGGAUUCGAUUGCGGAAGGUGCGCGGGAGGCUGGCGGGGUCCCUUCUGCGAGCGCUGGGCGGUCCGGGUGAGGAAGGGGGUCCAUCAGCUCAGCCGGCAGCAGUGGCGGGCCCUCCUCUGGAUGCUGAAAAAGGCGAAGGGCACCGUCAGCGGCCGAUACGUCAUGCUGGCCACCCCAUCUGCCGACCGCUCCCCUCCACUUGCUUCCUCGUCCCAUUUCUCAUUCACCCUAUUCCCCUUCUCCCCUUCCUCCCCGUCUGACCCUUCGCUGCCAGGGGGUCUGGCCUUCCGAGACGCCACAGUCUACGACCUUAUCACCUGGAUGCAUUACCUGGCCACCAAGCCCCUGGGUGGGAAAGCUGGUGGGGGUGUGAGGGAGGGGGCGAUCUCUGGCGCCAACUUUGCCCACGGGGGUCCGGCCUUCACCCCCUGGCACCGGCGCUACCUGGCGUUCCUCGAGGAGGAGCUCAGGCUGCUGUCGGGGGACGAAGAGUUCAGCCUGCCUUACUGGAACUGGACCCGGACCUCGGGUUGUGAUGUCUGUCGGGGCAGCCAAAUGGGGCGCAGUGACGACAGCGGCAAGAUACGGGCGCCCGCCCUCCUCGCCGGCUGGAAGACGGUGUGCACCUACGACGGAGACACAGAGGCAUCCAUGGACAGCAUCUGCCUCCAGCCCACUCGACAGACCCAUCUGCUAAGGCGCCGGCCAGGGGCUAACCCGCGAGCCCCGCGUCUGCCCACCGCCCGCGAUGUGUCCAACGCCCUGAGUCUACAGAACUACGAUGGCUAUCCCUACAACCAGUUCGCCAUCUCCAGCUUCCGCAACGUGCUGGAAGGAUACCAGAAACCCAGCCGUUCUGGGUCCAGGGGUCGCACUUUGCACAACCUAGUUCACAUCUAUCUCAACGGCACGAUCUCCAAGGUGGCCGCGGCCUCAAACGACCCCAUCUUCCUUCUCCACCAUGCCUUCAUCGACAAGAUCUGGGAAGAUUGGCUACGGGCACACCCCGAUCGCUUCCACAUGUACCCGCUGCAUAGCCUGGUGCCCGAGGGCCACCGAUGGGAUUCCUAUAUGGUCCCAUACUUACCGCCCGUCCGGAACAUCGACUACUACAAACCCUCUGUGCACCUCGGUUACACCUACGCCAACUCGGCCUACGAGGAGCAGGACGCGGCCGCCAAGCCGCCGGUUCUCUAA